CUCUGUCCAUCUUGUAUCUGCAGCUGAAUCCCAGUGUGAGUCUGUUCCAGCGCCGUUUUGUUGGUGAGAUUCGGAGAUGUGAAGAGUUGGAACGAACAUUCAGCUACCUGGAGGAUGAGGUGAAGAAGGCUGAGCUCCCCCUCCGGAUGGAUGAGACCAUUGACCUCAGUGCCCCAGCCUCCAAGGAUGUGCUGACCAUCCAGGAGCAGUCUGAGCAGCUGCAGCACGAGCUGCGCGAGGUCAGUCGCAAUCGUGACUCUCUGAAGAAGCGGCUGUUGGAGCUGCAGCAGUACCGCGAGGUGUUGAGGGAGACGCAGCCGUUCAUGGCUCAACGGAGGAAUUUGGGAACUCCUCUCCGAGAACGAAGACGGACUGAUCAGGAGCCCCUUCUGGACCCCAGCGUCUCGCGAAACCUGGAGAUCACACUCAGCUUCGUGGCUGGAGUUAUCCAUCCCUGGAAGGUCGCGGCCUUCGAGAGGCUCCUCUGGAGAGCCUGCUGUGGUUACAUGAUCGCCAACUUCGCAGAGGUACUGGAGCCCAUGGAGGACCCCGCAACUGGUGAAAUGCUGAAACCGGUGGUGUUCCUGAUCUCCUAUUGGGGAGAACAAAUUGGCCAGAAGGUCAAGAAGAUUUGCGAUUGUUACCACUGUCAGGUCUUCCCAUAUCCCGGUACCACAGAGGAGCAGCAAGAGAUGCUGCAGGGUCUGCUCACACGGAUCGAAGAUCUCAAGGCGGUGUUGAAACAGACUGAGGAAUACCUGACUCAGAUCUUACAGAAGGUGGUCCUGGUCCUCUAUCCCUGGGCUGUGAAAAUUCGCAAGAUGAAAGCCAUUUACCUCGUCCUCAACCAGUGUAACUUUGACAUCACCGGCAAGUGUUUGAUAGCUGAGGUCUGGUGCCCUCGCUCAGAACUUCAACAGCUUCAGGCUGCACUGGAGCUCGGCUCGCGGAAAGCGGGAGCCACUGUACCUUCAUUCUACAACCAGAUACCGACCAAGCAGUCUCCACCAACCCUGAACCGCACCAACCAGUUCACCGCAGGAUUCCAAAGCAUCGUCGAUGCCUACGGAGUGGGGAAUUAUCGGGAGGUCAACCCAGCUGUCUACACCAUUAUCACUUUUCCCUUUCUCUUUGCGGUGAUGUUUGGUGAUGUCGGACACGGUUUGAUAAUGUCCCUCUUCGCUGCCUGGAUGGUUUUGAAUGAAAACGAUAAAAAACUGAAGAAAGAGUCAAAUGAGAUCUGGAGGAUGUUUUUUGAAGGGCGAUACCUCAUUCUCCUGAUGGGUAUUUUCUCCAUCUACACCGGGCUAAUUUACAACGACUGCUUCAGCCUUUCACUGGCCGUCUUCCCCUCAGCCUGGCAUGUCCAGCCCAUGUUGGACAAUGUCUGGAGUUCCAGUGAUUUACGAGAAGCUCAGUACCUCUCGCUCGACCCCAAUAUCACCAGCGUCUUGGAAGGAGUUUAUCCGUUUGGGAUUGACCCAAUCUGGCACCUGGCGAACAACAAGUUAAACUUCCUGAACUCGUUCAAAAUGAAGAUGUCGGUGAUCCUGGGGAUUAUCCACAUGUCCUUCGGUGUCACGCUGAGUGUCUUCAACUACGUGCACUUUAAGAAGGCCUGCUUUGUGCCGUUGGUCUUCCUGCCUGAGUUAACCUUCAUGCUCUGCCUGUUUGGCUACCUUGUCUUCUUGAUCAUCUACAAGUGGAUCGCCUACACGGCUGAGACAUCCCAGGAAGCUCCCAGUAUCCUGAUUCACUUCAUCGACAUGUUCCUUUUUACUGGGAGCCCAUCCAAUCCGGACCUCUACCAGCAUCAGGGGACUGUACAGAUCGUUCUCGUGGUGAUAGCAAUAUUGUCGAUCCCUGUCCUGCUUCUUGGGAAACCCAUCUACCUCUACUGUGAAAACCGGAUAACAAACAGGACGCGCAGGGGUGGCUACCGAAGUUUGGAGGAUGAAGCUGAAAACUCAAUUAACCAGGCAGAUCACAGCACGAAGAGGGAUGAUUCAAACAUGCCACAGGACUUUGACACAGCUGAUGUCUUCAUGAAGCAGGCCAUUCACACGAUUGAAUAUUGUCUCAGCUGCAUCUCCAACACUGCAUCUUACCUUCGGCUCUGGGCUCUGAGUCUGGCUCACGCACAGCUCUCGGAGGUUCUGUGGGAUAUGGUGCUACGUAAGGGGUUCGCAAACACGGAUUACUACUAUUCCAUUAUCCUGUGUGCUGCCUUUGCAUUCUUUGCUGUAUUGACCAUCGCCAUUCUCCUCAUCAUGGAAGGUCUAUCCGCAUUCCUACACGCUCUCCGAUUGCACUGGGUCGAAUUUCAGAACAAAUUCUACACUGGCUCGGGUUACAGGUUCCUCCCGUUUUCAUUCUGCCUCCUGGAUGAUGCUGAGAUCUCUCGCUGAGCACCGUGGUGGGGGCAUAGUUCCAGCGGCCCUGGCACCCUCACCUUCAGCCCCAGUCCUCUUUGGCAGCUGUGGGCUGGUGAUUGGGAGGAGUGGCCCUGCCUUCUCUCGAAGCCCCUGUCCCUGCAGCCUCCUCUAAUGUUGACUCGCAGCUGCUUCUCCUGACAUGUUUUUCUGAACAAGAAUUUAUAUCCAAAUAAAUUUGAUUCUAGA
Carcharodon carcharias (great white shark) is the source of this 2621-nucleotide messenger RNA. Its product is annotated as V-type proton ATPase 116 kDa subunit a2-like. Gene Ontology annotation, biological process: vacuolar acidification; proton transmembrane transport. Gene Ontology annotation, cellular component: vacuolar proton-transporting V-type ATPase, V0 domain; plasma membrane; vacuolar proton-transporting V-type ATPase complex. The record is from RefSeq and is a predicted model, not a curated record. NCBI's taxonomy places the organism in Eukaryota, Metazoa, Chordata, Chondrichthyes, Lamniformes, Lamnidae. Bases 147 to 2408 code for a protein of 753 amino acids. The transcript has 18 exons. Gene Ontology annotation, molecular function: proton-transporting ATPase activity, rotational mechanism; ATPase binding.